AUUGAACGCCGAGGCAAGUGGAGGCGGGAGGACUGUUUAUCCGUGGACGUCAUGUGCCCUUGCCUCUCACAUACUCGCAGCAUCUUCACUUUUGCUCCAUUCACGGUGUUCGCAAUUCGCAAUUAAAGAGUUAGAAAGAGAAAGGCAUGUGACACCAUGAUUCAUGCGCACUCUUCUAGUCGUGCUCCCAACUCCAUUGCCUGCGGGGAAAUGCCACAGUGAAUGCCAAGCUAUCAAACAACUGCGUCGAUGCCUCCUUCUCAGCCAAUACAAGCGCUGCCUCCUGAUGUGAUAGCAAAGAUCAAAUCCUCAACUUCUAUCUCUCAUUUGAAUGGUGUCAUUGUGGAGUUGGUCAAAAAUUCUUUGGAUGCCAAUGCACGUACGAUCUUCGUGACUGUCGACUUCAAACGUGGUGGUUGCCUAGUUGAAGACGAUGGCGAUGGAAUCCCUCCAGCUGAAUUCAAAGCCACUGGAGGACUCGGCAAAGCUCACCAUACAUCUAAAUUCAAUCUGAGCGGCUCGUUUGGCCACCGGGGGUUGUUCUUGGCCUCCCUGGCCUCCCUGUCUUUGUUGACCCUGACCUCUCAUCAUAUCCAAUAUGAGAGCACAAACUCCAUUAUAUUGCAUCAUUCGACACCUGUUGCACGGCUGAUCCCUGCACCGCCGCAUCAAGUGCUCCGUUUUGGCAACCAUGGCACGUCUGUUACAGUCAAUGACCUUUUUGGAAAUAUGCCAGUCCGUGUUAAGAGUCGAGCACUCGCACUUCAGAAGUCCGAUGAGUUGGAACGAGAGUGGGACAACUUGAGAUACUCCUUGGUGUCUCUCAUGUUGAGCAAUCCCCAGCUCUCGAAAUUUGUCCUGUCCGAUGCAGAGAAAAGUAAACGGGUCUCCAUUCGUCUUGGCGCCCUUUCUGUGUCCGAUCUACACGUCUCACGCGGCGAUAAUGAUUUUAACCUCAAGCGCAUUGGUUCGAUUCUCACACAAUCUGGGCUGAUCUCUUCCCGACACGUGGAACAUUGGCAUGAACUGUCUGCCUCGGUUCCUGAUCUUGCAGUUCGAGGAGCAAUAUCUCUUUUACCCAGCCCGACCCGAAAGGUUCAAUUUAUCUCGGUAGGAAAAGAACCUUUGCUGUCACGCAGUAGUUCAAACGUUCUGUACGAUGAGGUCAACCGACUGUUCUCGUUGUCCGACUUUGGGAAUGCUGGAGCCAUAUCCGACGCGAUGUCGGCCGCCAGCCCAGCAGUUUCAGUGAGUCGGCAAGAUGCUCCUAGUAAUUCAAGUACCAGAAGCUGGGCAAAGCCCAUCAACAAAUGGCCCAUGUUCUACAUACGUGUUGACACGAGCAUCGCUCUCCAGCGGGACAAUGAUGGACGUGAGACUUUUCCGGAAUCAGACAAGUCAAUUCAACGGAUUGUCGAUGUACUUGGGGCUAUGGUUUACGAGUUUUUGAGGCAGCACAAUAUGCGUCCCCGUAAAACCAAGCGGCCAACACUUUCAUCGGAUCGGACUCGGAGCCUUCGCCCCACGGAGUCCAAGGGUUCCGAAAUGACUCAUGAUUCCAUCAGUCAAGGCCAGUCUGUGUCAACCACCGAAGAAGCGUUGAGUGGUCGCGUGAAGCUACCAUCGUUUCCAAGACCUCAAUCCAUCAAUUCUGGUCAGAGCUUUACUAAUUGGUCUAGAGUCAAAGCAGCAAAAGACCAACAAAUUCACUCUGCAACUCCACGAACUCGGCAUUCGCAUGUUGAUCUCGAACCGAGUGAGGAGGGUAGGUCCUUGCCUACAUUGACUGGGUCAAAGUCAGAUCGGGACAGGGGUUGCAUAGACUUCACCGAGUCAUCCGGAUUGCCCAAGCCAAAGUCGACGGAACAAGAUAUGGCCAGAAUGCAGGAUAAUUCUGAGUGCCCACCUUCAGACAAGAUGAUCACUUGGAUUGAUCCGCAUACAAAGUUGGCCUAUCUAAUAAAUCCUCACACGGGCCAAACAACAAACCCUCGACAAUCGAUACCGCUUCAGCAUUCUUGUUCAACGGGCUCUCUUGGUGCCUCGUCGAAACUUCCAACACAGAGCUUUUGGGUAGAAAGCAUGUUGGGCGCAUGGGAGAACCCUGCUUUCAACCGAACGGAAAUGCCUAUACCAAAUUUAGGUUUAGAUUCCACCGGGCCACAGAACAAAACCACUCCACAUGACUACUUCAAGGGUAUUGAGUCUCUGGAGACGGCACAGGUUGCGAAAUACCGAGGGAAGCUCCGACGUCGCGGCCUCCAAACCGCUAAGGUUAUUGCCCAGGUAGACAAGAAGUUCAUUCUUGCCAAUUUACAUACUGCUGGCGAGAAACUCGGUGGGGAUCAGCGUUCAAACAAUUUUCUGCUUUUAAUUGACCAGCACGCGGCUGAUGAGCGAUGCCGAGUUGAACAGUUGUUUGGUGACAUGUUUGUCUCUCCCGACACAACCGGGACUCUGGAUCAAGGUGCCCAAGUGCGAACUGUCCAAAUCGCUUCUUUGGCAUUUGAAGUCUCGUCGACAGAGGGUGAUCUUUUUCAAAAGUAUAAGGGUGUCUUCUCUGCCUGGGGUAUUCUGUAUACGACAGAAUUGAAGACCAAAUCUACUGCCGCAGUCACCGUGCACACUCUUCCUGCGCUUAUAGCUGAGCGCUGUCGCCUUGAACCUCAUGUACUGGUCGACUUGAUGAGACGUGAGAUCUGGUCAAGUGAGGAGAAUGACAAGAAGCCAUUUCGGUCUAAGAGCACAUUCACAACUGAGGAGCUUGAACAGGACUCGGAUCUGUCAGACUGUGAAGACACGGUGCUCAAGCCAGAAAAAAGGCCCUUCACUUCUCAUUCGUGGGUUCAGCAGAUGAAUGGAUGUCCCGACGGCAUUGUUGAGCUUCUGAAUUCUCGCGCAUGUCGCACCGCUAUCAUGUUCAAUGAUCACCUUAGCAUUGAGGAGUGCCAAGCUUUAGUCGCUCGGCUGGCUCGCUGCGCCUUUCCAUUCCAGUGUGCCCAUGGGCGCCCUUCAAUGGUCCCAAUACUUGACCUUCGUUCCCUCCCCCAACACCACCGCACCCCUGCCUCUGCAUCUGGAUACCAGGGAAAUGAGUUUUAA
Penicillium canescens is the source of this 3102-nucleotide messenger RNA. RefSeq names its product putative DNA mismatch repair protein (Mlh3). The record is from RefSeq and is a predicted model, not a curated record. The transcript has 2 exons. NCBI's taxonomy places the organism in Eukaryota, Fungi, Ascomycota, Eurotiomycetes, Eurotiales, Aspergillaceae. Gene Ontology annotation, cellular component: mismatch repair complex. Bases 223 to 3102 code for a protein of 959 amino acids. Gene Ontology annotation, molecular function: ATP-dependent DNA damage sensor activity; ATP hydrolysis activity; ATP binding. Gene Ontology annotation, biological process: mismatch repair.